UAGAAAAGCAAACCAAGUGCUGUGUGACUACUGUCCCUCUGCGGCCCCCGUAGACUACAUUGAAACAAAAUGGCUGCCCCUAUUGACAACGAUUUGAUUGAAAGGGAUUUGCCUGCAGCUGUACAGCUGCUGAGGAAUAUCACAGAACAGGUUGCCUCUGUUACAGGUCACGUCCGUGAUCUGAUAACAAAAGUCAAAGAUGGAGCUUUUAGGACAUCAGAGGGUUUGUCUUUCUUGGACCUUCGGUAUCACCUGCUGCUCUUCUACCUUCAAGACCUCACUCACCUGAUCAGCGUCAAAACAGAAGGAGGCCAAAUAAAGGACAGCGAAGCCUUGAACAGACUUGUCACAAUCAGAACAGUCCUGGAGAAGAUGCGACCGCUAGACCACAAACUUAAGUACCAGAUUGAUAAACUGGUGCGCACAGCUGUCACCGGCAGUUUAGCUGAAAAUGACCCGUUGCAGCUGCGUCCUAAUCCUGAGAAUCUCAUCAGCAAAUUGAGUGAAUCUGAGGAGUCUGAAGAUGAAGCUGACAAUACAACAGAGAAGAAAGCAGCCCACUCUAGUGGCAGGAAAUAUGUACCGCCAAAGAUUGCCCCAGUGCAUUAUGACGGUGACAUGACAGAAGCAGACAGGAAGAAGGCUCAGUCUGAGCGCCAGCGGCGAGCUGCCCUCAGAAGCUCUGUGAUCCAGGAGCUGAGACAGCAGUACAGUGACGCCCCAGAGGAGAUCAGGGACAGACGAGACUUCCAGAGCGAGCGGGACAGCCGUGAGGAGCUACACAGGAAAAACUAUGAGGAGUCAAUGAUGGUGCGUCUCAACAUGCCACAGCGGCAGAACAGCGGCAGAAAGAGAGGCGCGAUGUCCAUGUCCGGCCAGCUGAGCGGCAUCACACACUUCGGUGACAUCUCAGCGCUGACGGGCGGCGAGGGCGGGCAGGAUGGGGAUAACUCUCGUCCCAAGAAAAAGAAGAAAAUCAUGAAGAAAAAAACCAAAAGAAAAGCUUUUAAGAAGCACAGAUAAACCUGAUGUCCACUGAUUGAAGACCAAUGAUGACACAAAGAAGAUUUCCUACCAACAGCCAUCAUCACUUUAGUUCUGUUUCAGAGGAGUGUGUUUUCCAUUAAGUCAGUUGUGCUAGUUAUUAAUUCCCCACUUCAGUAUGAUUUUUUUUUCAUUAAGUUUGUGAAAUAAACAUUU
Molecule: messenger RNA, 1200 nt
Organism: Anoplopoma fimbria (sablefish)
Lineage: Eukaryota; Metazoa; Chordata; Actinopteri; Perciformes; Anoplopomatidae
Gene: ngdn
Product: neuroguidin, EIF4E binding protein
Exons: 11
Coding region: 70-1023 (317 amino acids)
Biological process (GO): maturation of SSU-rRNA from tricistronic rRNA transcript (SSU-rRNA, 5.8S rRNA, LSU-rRNA)
Cellular component (GO): nucleolus; small-subunit processome
Source: RefSeq, a predicted model, not a curated record